GUUAUGUCCAAGAGGAAGACAUAAAGGAAGAGGAAGAUAUAAAGGAGGAGGAAGAAGAUGAUGACGACAGCAACUCAACUGCUCAGCUCCAGGGCAGCAAUGACACUGGCACGGAUGAGGAACACGAAGUGGGUCCUGAGCAUAAAGGGAACUUCAGUUACCAGAAUUCCCCUGUCAGUCAUGUAUCUAACCAGGAUGCUGAAAACGAAUCACUACUAAGUGAUGGUAGUGACCACGUGGCAGACAUUAAAAGCAUCUGCUCUAGAGAGCCACAGGACCCAAAACCCAGCACCCAUCCCAAAGCCCAGAAUGAAGCACACAACUGCAUGGAUAAAAUGACAGCGGUCUAUGCCAACAUACUGUCAGACUCUUACUGGACGGGCUUAGGGCUGGGUUUCAAGUUGUCUAACUCGGAAAAGAGGAGUUGUGACAACAGAAAUGGAGGGAACAAAGCUGAUUUUGAUUGGCACCAAGACGCACUGUCAAAAAGCUUACAGCAGAAUUUACCUUCCAGACCUGUCUCGAAACCCAACCUGUUCAGCUCGGUCCAGCUCUACAGGCAGAGCAGCAAAAUGUGUGGAACUGUGUUCACGGGUGCCAGCCGGUUUCGGUGCCGGCAGUGCAGCGCUGCCUAUGACACGUUGGUAGAACUGACGGUUCAUAUGAACGAGACAGGUCACUACCAAGAUGACAACCAUAAAAAGGACAAGCACAGGCCUACCAGCUACUCAAAGCCCCGCAAACGGGCUUUCCAGGACAUGGACAAGGAAGAUGCACAAAAAGUUCUGAAAUGUAUGUUCUGUGGUGACUCUUUUGAUUCCCUUCAAGAUCUGAGUGUUCAUAUGAUAAAAACAAAACAUUACCAAAAAGUGCCUUUGAAGGAGCCGGUACCAACCAUUUCUUCAAAAAUGGUCACUCCAGCAAAGAAACGUGUGUUUGAUGUCAACAGGCCUUGCUCCCCCGAUUCCACGACGGGGUCUUUCUCAGAUACUUUUUCUCCUCAGAAGAAUGCGAACCUGCAGUUAUCAUCUAACAACCGCUAUGGCUACCAGAAUGGCGCCAGCUAUACGUGGCAGUUUGAGGCCUGCAAAUCCCAGAUUUUGAAGUGUAUGGAAUGUGGAAGUUCCCAUGAUACCUUGCAGCAGCUCACGACCCACAUGAUGGUCACUGGCCAUUUCUUGAAAGUCACAAGUUCAGCUUCAAAGAAAGGAAAGCAACUUGUUCUGGAUCCUUUAGCUGUGGAAAAAAUGCAAUCGCUGUCUGAAGCACCAGCCAAUGACAGCCCAGUUUCAAAAUCAACCAGUAAAUCUUCUGCAGAAUGCAUAGCUGCCACCUCUGAACUAAAAAAAGAAAGUAAAAAAGAUAAAGCUGAUGAUGCAAACAAAGAUGAGAAAGCAGUAAAAACUGAAGAGUAUGAAGAUACUCUUCAGAAACCACUGGAUCCCACAAUGAAAUACCAGUACCUCAGAGAAGAGGAUUUAGAAGAUGGUUCAAAGGGUGGUGGAGACAUUUUAAAGUCCUUGGAGAACACUGUCACGACAGCCAUCAAUAAAGCUCAAAAUGGAGCGCCCAGCUGGAGCGCGUAUCCCAGCAUCCACGCAGCUUAUCAGCUCUCAGAAGGAGCUAAGCCGUCUUUGCCCGUGGGUUCCCAAGUACUGCAAAUCAGGCCAACGAUCACAAAUAAAUUGAGGCCCAUAGCUCCGAAGUGGAAGGUCAUGCCUCUGGUCCCUAUCUCAGCAAAUGUGGCCCAGUGCACUCAAGUGAAGAAGGAAACUGAUGACAAGGAGGAGGUACAAAAGGACUACGCUAAAGAGGGCAUUCAAGCUGAGCCUGCCUCACUCAGUCAGAGCGAGAGAGAACCUCUCCUCAAAUCUGAAGCCUCUGUGGAGCCAAAAAAGUCAGAACCAUGUUCCUUGAAAGAAGAAGACAAAAUUAAAGAGGACAGCGGAAAAGAAAAAGCAGUUCUCAAGGAACCAACAGCAGCUUCCCUUAGUAAUGGUUGCGCUGCUGCCAACCAUUCGUCCGAACUGCCUUGUGUCAACCCUCUCAGUGCGUUGCAGUCAGUACUGAAUAAUCACUUGGGCAAAGCCACUGAGCCUUUACGGCCUCAAUCCAACUCCAGCCCCAGCUCUAGCACAAUUUCUAUGUUCCACAAACCUAAUCUAAAUAUGAUGGAGAAGCCAGUUUUAUCUCCUGCUCCAACCCCACCAAAGCCUGCAAGUGUAUCCAGGCACUAUUUGUUUGAAAACAGCGAUCAACCUAUUGACCUGACCAAAUCCAAAGGCAAGAAAGCUGAGUCAGCUCAAGCACAAUCUUGUACUUCUCCACCUCAAAAGCACGCUCUGUCUGACAUCGCUGACAUGGUCAAAGUUCUUCCCAAAGCCACUACACCAAAACCUGCUGCAUCUUCAAGGAUCCCGUCUAUGAAAUUGGAAAUAGAUGUCCGACGCUUUGAGGAUGUCUCAACAGAAGUCUCCACUCUGCAUAAACGGAAGGGCAGACAGUCAAACUGGAACCCUCAGCAUCUUCUUAUCUUGCAAGCUCAGUUUGCUUCCAGCCUCUUUCAGACAUCUGAAGGUAAAUAUUUAUUAUCAGAUCUAGGCCCACAAGAGCGCAUGCAGAUUUCAAAAUUUACUGGACUGUCAAUGACCACCAUCAGCCAUUGGUUGGCAAAUGUCAAGUAUCAACUUAGGAAAACCGGAGGAACAAAGUUUUUGAAAAACAUGGACAAAGGACAUCCAGUCUUUUAUUGCAGCGACUGUGCGUCUCAGUUUCGAACCCCAUCUACUUACAUUAGCCACUUAGAAUCUCAUCUAGGUUUCCAAAUGAAAGACAUGAACAGGCUGGCUGUGGAGCAGCAAACCAAGGUAGAGCAAGAAAUCUCCAGAGUUUCAGUUCAAAGAUCUCCUGAAACAAUAGCUGGAGAAGAGGACACAGACUCUAAGUUCAAAUGUAAGUUGUGCUGUCGGACAUUUGCGAGCAAACAUGCAGUAAAACUUCAUCUAAGCAAAACACACAGCAAGUCACCAGAACACCAUUCACAAUUUGUAGCAGAAGUGGAUGAAGAAUAA
Messenger RNA from Balearica regulorum gibbericeps (East African grey crowned-crane), 3071 nucleotides. Lineage: Eukaryota; Metazoa; Chordata; Aves; Gruiformes; Gruidae. The record is from RefSeq and is a predicted model, not a curated record.